AUGUUGAAAUUUCUGCUGGCACAAGCCAAGAGGUUUCCCUGGAUCACCAACGUAACGUGGUACACCUCAAUCUUCACGGCAGGGGAUCUGGCCCAACAGAAACUGCAUAAUAAAGAAAAGGUCGACUUGAAACAGUCUCGGAAUGUUGCCAUCCUGGCCUUCAGCUUCCAUGGCAACAUCUUCUACCUGUGGCUGAGGUUGAUGGAGCGCAUGUUCCCUGGGACAGCACCAGGCAACGUCCUUCGCAAAGUGGUGUGUGACCAACUGGUGAUAACUCCAACCGGUGUCAGCGGCUUUUACAUCGAUCACCUGGACAUCGUCUCGAUGGCCGACCUGACCAUGACCCCAGAUGAAAUUGAAAUGGAAAUGGUACGGAUCCAGCAACUUCGAGAGGUGUUGGUGAGGAGGGAAUCAGAACUGCGCUUCAUGAUGGAUGACAUUCAACUUUGUAAAGAUAUAAUGGAUCUGAAGCAGGAGCUCCAGAAAUUGGUCUCAAUUCCAGAAAAGGAAAAAGACCCAGAAAACAAGCAAAAAGAGGAUGCACUAAUCUACAAAAUCCAGAAGUUAGUGGAAAAAAGGGACUUUCUGGUGGAAGAUGCAGAGGUGGAGAGAUUAAGGGAAAGGGAAGAGGACAAAGAAAUGGAAGAGUUUCUCCAAUCGAAGUUACGGCCACUGAAAAAUCUACCUAAAACACCUUUGGAGUCUCCAAGGGGGAAGCCUGUGGUUCCUGAACCCCCAGUGAUCAAACCGUCCAUUACCAAAGUAGGGAUGGCAUUGAUAAGAGAUUGCUGUGGAACUACACAGUGCAGUGUCAUGUAGUUUUCACCAACCAAGUUUGACUCUUAACUGUAAAGAGUGUUUGUGGAAGAGAACAGUACCCAAGAUGGAUGAAAAGCACCAGAAUGGUAAUCAUGCUCAACCAGACUAUGACCUACCAUAUUCAGAGUCAUGAUAAAACACUGCUUCUGUUGAAGUGAGUCUGUCCUUCAUGCAUGGAUCACAAACUCCGCAUGCUGAGAGGAAAAUGCAUCCCGUUUCCACUCGUACAAAUGGAGAAUUUUAUACCUGGCACGUGUGAUAUUGCCGUAGCUUUAGGAAAUUGUUCCAGAGGACAUGAAAGAACAGAGCAUACCAUUUUCAAAAUGUCCUAAUUACACUUGUAAGGGUUGUUAAGUGUUUCCUACAAGAAAGCUUUCCUAGAGUUAACUGUUCUGAUACUCCAACAUUGACAGGGCAUUUCAACUGAGGCUUCAUAAACAAUUGCAGCAUUUUCCUGUUCAAGAGAACUGGCAGGUAACAAGCAUCACAAAUUUAAACUCGACAACUUAGCAGGAAUUUCUGUUGUGUAGAAAGAUUGUACAGACUUAAAAUAUUGAAAUUUAUGUAUGUUUGUCCUGUAUUUAAAGUACAUUUGAAUGCUGUGUUGCAAAUAAAUGUUCCCUUAUUGACGAAUAUGUCGCUCUUACUGUGGUACUAUCAAAGUAAACCAAGGUUUGUCAGUAAUAGUGUGGAACAGAGAUGAUGGUAGAAUCUAGUCAGUUAUUUCAGACACUAAUGGCACCUCCGUAAAGUUCAAAGGGAUGAAAUUCAACUUUGGAAAGAUUGAAUUAUUGUCACUUGUGGGUCAGUAGACUAUUUUACACCCAGCCAAAGCUGAAUUUCAGUCCAGGCCUCCAAAGCCCAUAAAUAUUCUUAAUAUUCUUAUUUAUUAACUUUGUGCAUAUAUGCUGUUCCAUUCAUUUUUGUCUGUUAGGCACUCUUUUUUCCACACUGAAUGACUCUUAGAAUAUCAAAUGGAAACUAACCCAGUGAUGCAAGUUGUCAGAACAUGGUCUAAGCUCAGUAAGAGCUGAUGAACACCCGGUUAGUUAAUGCUGAAAUGAAUCCCUGUAGGAGUUAAAAGCAUAGUUGUAUGCAUCCAUAGAACAUGAACCAGAAAGUAAACCUUUGUCUUCUGACUCAUUGUAGUCUAUAUUUACGAUCCUGUUCAAUAACAUACUUUGGCCUCAUUUAAUGUCAAAUCUUAACCAUUUGGCAGCUCUAUUUUAAUUAAAUGUGUAAUUAUUGAAAUGUUGCUAAUUAAACAAUUGUA
This is a messenger RNA of Hemiscyllium ocellatum (epaulette shark), 2092 nucleotides long. Its product is annotated as bMERB domain-containing protein 1-like. The transcript is spliced from 6 exons. Gene Ontology annotation, biological process: negative regulation of microtubule depolymerization. The record is from RefSeq and is a predicted model, not a curated record. Lineage: Eukaryota; Metazoa; Chordata; Chondrichthyes; Orectolobiformes; Hemiscylliidae. Bases 1 to 819 code for a protein of 272 amino acids. Gene Ontology annotation, cellular component: microtubule cytoskeleton.